AUGAAAUUCAUUAUUUCUGCAGACGAUACUGGAGCAGCAAAAGAGGUUGUUUGUAACAGAGGAACUGAUACUUCAAAACAAGAUGCUACUCAGCCAAUUUCCAUAAGCAAUUACUUCAUUGAACCAAGUGCUACAGUGAAAACAAGAAUAAUUCAUCUUCUCAGUUUCAAUUAUCAAUACGUUAUAGGAACUAGACUUGGAGGUCAAGUUUCCGUAUAUGAUUUAAACGAAGAAGUCGAAGAAGGGGACGAAAAGUACAAAUUAUUACAUAACUUUGAAUUACCAGUGGAGAAAGAUGACAAGCCAAUUGCAUUAGUGAAAGUGGAAAUUUUGGAAAGUGUAAUUGUAGCAUUCAAAUCUUGCAAAAUCUUUUUGAUUCACAUAAAUGAUAAAUUUGAUUUCAAACCAUUGGAAAUCAAGCUUCCUGAAGCAAAACCAAUUAGUGCAUUUACUGUCAACCCAGAAGCCGAGAAUAUAAUAGCAGUUGGUGGUAAAGAGUUUGAUUUACAAGUGAUUCAGCUUUUCAGCUCCAAGAUCAACAGUACUAUAUUUAAGAAGAAGAAUUAUGAAAAAGAGUUUGUUCCGCAAAUUGUAUUCAAGGCCAAGAAUGUCAAGAAUGAUCAUUUAGAUCUUAGGGUACCAAUUUGGAUAACCAAUAUUUUAUUCUCAAAAUCAGAAAAGGGUUACAAACUUAUUACAUCAACAGGAUACGGUCAAAUCCGUUUAUAUGAUACCACUGAGGGAAGAAAGCCCAGAAAGGAUUAUCAGGUUACUGAGAAGACCAUUGUCACUUUAUCAUAUGCCAACGAUGAACAGUCAGAAAUAAUUAUCACCGACACUCAUAGUCUUAUGGCAAAGUAUUCUUUAACUAAGAUUGAUGAAAAAGCAUUCAAGACAAAUUCUGCUUCUGCCGGGGAUAUUAUCAAGCCAGUGCCGAAAUUGUUAGGGAAAUUCAGUGGUGGAAACACUGGUGCAACCUUUGGAGUUCAAGUUUAUGAAGAUAUAGUUGCAUUUGCCGGGUUAGAUAGAUAUUUACGAGUUUUUGAUUUGGAAUCUCGUGAAAUUUUGGUCAAAGUUUAUGUUGGGGUUGAAGUGUCUUCUCUCUUGGUAUUGGACGAUGAAGAUGAAGAGGAUGAGGAUACAAGAAAACGUAAGAGAGAGGAAGAAGAAGAAGAUGAAGAAUUGUGGAAUGAGUUAGAUACUACUAAGAAGCAAGCUAUAUAG
Messenger RNA from Candida tropicalis MYA-3404, 1224 nucleotides. RefSeq names its product ribosome biosynthesis protein (gene NSA1). The transcript has a single exon. The record is from RefSeq and is a predicted model, not a curated record. Lineage: Eukaryota; Fungi; Ascomycota; Pichiomycetes; Serinales; Debaryomycetaceae. Gene Ontology annotation, molecular function: protein binding. Bases 1 to 1224 code for a protein of 407 amino acids. Gene Ontology annotation, cellular component: preribosome, large subunit precursor; nucleolus. Gene Ontology annotation, biological process: ribosomal large subunit biogenesis.